AUAUUAACUAUAUAAAUGAAAACCAAUAAAAGAGCCACUAUGGAAAGUGAAUACGAUUAAAAAGAUAUCGUUGUUAUUGAUAAUGGUACUGAUACUAUUAAAGUUGGAAUCUCUGGGGAAGAUUACCCAAGAGUAAUUAUUAAAUCAUAUAAUUUAGCUUAUCUAUGAUAAUAAAUGUGGAUCACACUCUGUUUAGAAUGAUAAUGAUAACCCAAACAAUAAACCAUAACUCUUAUUUGGUCAAGAUUUAAAAAAAGUCAUCAAGGAAAAAAAGUUAAAUGUACAGUUAUCCAAUCCAAUCAAAGAUGGAGUAAAAUCUAUAUAUUUAUUUUAAAUAGAAAAUUGAUAAUGUUGAAUCAAUGAAGGAAUUCUGGUAAUAUAUUCUUGAAGAUGGAUUAUAAAUAUCUGAAUUGCAAUAAGUUAAUUUAUUAAUCAUUGAUCAAGUCAAGAAUACUAAAGAGUACAAAUCAAAACUUGCUGAAGUUUUUUUUGAUUAUCUCAAAGUUUAAUCAGUUUUAUUCAUGAACUCAGCAAGUUUAUCAUUAUUUUCUACUGGACUAGUCAGGUAAACACUUUAAUUACAUUUUUAAGUGGCCUAUCAAUUGAAUUAGGUCAUGCUGUCAAUACUGUUGUUCCAAUUUAUUAAGGAUUCCCAAUCAUGCAUGCUUUAGAAUUUUCUCAUAUCUCUGGAGCGGAAAUAACUUAAUGUUUGGAAAAUGAUCUCAAAACUUAUGAAAUAUCACUUGAUAAAUUUUCAGAAGAAGAAAAAUUGUGGAUUAUAAAAGACAUUAAAGAAAAAAUGUGUUAUAUUGCUAGUGACUAUGAAAUGCAAGUAUUUCAUAUAUUUCCAUAAAAUAGAUAAAUUCAGAAGAUAAUUUCACAGAAGAAGAAAAAAGCUAUGAAUUACCAGAUGAACAAGUCAUUCAUAUAACCCCUAAAAUUAGGUAUCAUUGUUCUGAAGCAUUAUUCGAUUCCGCUAUUGUGAAUAAGAAUAGUUUUUCAUUGCCAUAGAUGAUUGUUAACUCUAUAUAGAGAUGUGAUAAGGAAUUAAGAUAAGAGUUGCUCUCCAAUAUGGUACUUGGAGGCGGCACUUCUAUGUUUUAAGGUCUAAUCUCCAGAUUGCAAGAUGACAUUUGCCAAAUCUAUCCUGGAGGAGCUAUGAGGUCAGAAUUCAACUUUGUUGCUGAUUUCUAAAGAAAAUAUAGUGCUUGGAUUGGGGGAUCUAUGCUUGGAUCACUUAAAACAUUUUAAUCUUUAGCUAUCAACAAACAGGAGUAUGAAGAAAAUCCUGAAGGCAAAAUGUCACUUAUUCAUAAAAGAACAUUUUGA
This is a messenger RNA of Paramecium sonneborni, 1329 nucleotides long. Lineage: Eukaryota; Ciliophora; Oligohymenophorea; Peniculida; Parameciidae. The record is from the annotation of a GenBank genome assembly.